GGCAUCAUUCGAGACGAGGCGUCAUGCACGGACACUAAUUUUUUAUCUCGCACACCCAUUCGAUCUCCAGGAAAGUCGCGGCCCCUCUUGUAUAUCCGUUUCUGAACAACCUCUUUUCCCCGACUCUGGCCACCUGCCAUCUAUCCUGCGCUUGUCCCUCCACCUCGGCGAGUUCAACACGAGACGAUCGCGUACCACACAGUGUGACCAUGUCUUCGUCUUGCGUAGGCUUCCCAAAAUGGGAAUCACCAAGCACGAUCACCGAGGCCACUACAGGGGAGACACUAAACCUGACGCACGUAUUUAAUCGAUAUCCGGUGCUGACAACACUGCACUUUCAAGCUGUCCUUAUGCAGAGGAUAGGCGACACUGGGAACAUCCGAACCCCUAUUCUCAACUACACCAUUUUUUGGGAUCCCUCUACGCCCUUUGGACCGCCUUCUACCCAAGACUCGACAUCACCUGUCUGGGCACCGAUCAACAAGACCUGCUUGACCGCUGUAUAUUACAUUUGGCGAAUUCCGUCUGACGUGAUUAGCGACGACAGGUCCGCUCAGAUCUUUUUCGUUUCUUCGAGGUGGGACCUCACAUCGGACAACGACACAUUCAGUUCACCUGGCAGCCGGGAAAGCGAUGACUUCGUCAUACGGAAGCCGGCUGUGGCUGCACCCGUGCCGACCGACAAUUCAACCACUGUAGCGAACACCAGUACGAGUGAUGUAAGCCUCGGGUCGGAUGCAACGAGCACGCCGGGACAAAGCGACAGCACCAACCAACUGUCAACUGAUGCCGGCACAAUGAGCUUCGGCGGCCGUCUCGGUAUUGGAAUCGCGGUACCUUUGCUCGUGUGCAUGCUUUUCUUGGUAGGCUGGUGGCUGUGGCGACGACGAAGACUGCAGGCAGGGAUAUCGCCCCCGACCAUCACAAGCCCCGCGAGCACAAGCGAGCGAACACGAUUCGAGAAGGCCGAACUCGAUUCGCCGGCUGUGGAACAACUACAGGAGCUGGACGGAAAGCAUCUUGUCGAGGUAGACGGCCAUCGCCACGGCCAUGGCAGUUCAGCCUCUGGGAGAUGUACGUAUGAGUUGGACGCCUCACAAGUCCCGCUCUCGCCAUCUGUCCCGAAGCGGGGUAAUGUACGUUAGGGCUACCGGUUGAAGGGACAAAUGUUCGUGGGAUCUGUCUUGCAGAGCAAUACUCUGGAAUUGGGCCCUGCUACGGAAAGGCUGCUAUGCCUAAAAUCGUCACAUCACCGCGCAAUACAUGGAAAACGGGCUUGCGAAGGGAAAUAUCAAAGCUUUUUUUUUGUCUCCCAGUUUCACGACGCGACAGUCCGUCCGCAUCCAGAAGGGACGGGCGAAGUCACGAACCCUUGUGCAUUAGCCUCCAAUACUAUCUGUACCAUUUUACAAAGCUGACUUGCCCACAAAAGCUGUUCCCACACUGAAUGGCAUAACCAC
Messenger RNA from Microdochium trichocladiopsis, 1460 nucleotides. RefSeq lists its product as uncharacterized. NCBI's taxonomy places the organism in Eukaryota, Fungi, Ascomycota, Sordariomycetes, Xylariales, Microdochiaceae. The record is from RefSeq and is a predicted model, not a curated record. The coding region runs from base 210 to 1145 and encodes 311 amino acids. The transcript is spliced from 2 exons.